AGAUAGAUAAAACUUGAAAAAAAAAAAAAAAAAAAAAAAACCUCUCUUCCUUAGCUUUGAAGAAGAAGAGGUGAAAACAGCUAGGAAGUAAGGAAGAAAAGAGAUUCAAAAGUCUUUUUAUAGAUUUUCAGAUUUCUUUCUAUUUUGUUUCUUUUUUAACUUUUAAAUUAUGGGGACUGAAAUUUUACGGCCUCAGGAUUGUUUGAUCGAACGGAUAAGAGUUCCUCCGGCGGGUUUGUAUUCUCGUCGAAGAAACUAUGGAUAUUUUAACCCUAAUUAUUCCAGCAACAGCAACACGAGACCGAACUGGAAACCAGCGGUUCGACAUGAGAAACCGGACCAGAGACGACAGCGGGCUCAAUCGGAGCCGUCGAUGUCGAAGAGAUCGACGUCGGUUUCAGAUGAUUCGAAAAUGAUGAUCAAGAGGUCGAACUCUGAUGAUCGGAAGACGGUGAGAAGUAGUGAAAAUAAGAAUGAUCUGCUGGCAGAGAAGGUGAUGAUCUUAAGACGUGGAGAGUCGCUAGAUUCCAAGAUCAAGAAGGAAGGUACGGUGGCACCGCGAAGGAUGACCGGUAAGUGUGACGUUUAUGCCGGAUCGGCUUUCGCGGUGUCUCCGGAGCCGAGUUCGCUUCCUUUGCCGUCGUUUUUUAAGAAACAGAUCUCAGUUGAUGACUCAGCAACCCGAGACAUCAAGCGUUUGCUUCGGCUUGAAUUAUGAGAUCCAGCUCUCGUGUCGAGCCGGAUCCGACACUUGAUUUUAACUUUUAAUUUCGUCUCCGUCAAUUCUUCCUUGGAUUUUCAAGGUCCGAAAUUCCCGAUAUUUUUUUAAACGGGAAGGAGAAGAUCUGAAGUACAAGGUAAAAAAACGGAGGCGAAUUAGUCGAUAUGUGGAAAUAUGGGGUAAAAUUAGGAGGUUUGAUUUGAUGGGGGGCGCUGUAAAAUGGAAGAAAAGUGAAGAAGAGGGGGUUGAAUGUAAUAUUGGUAAAAAAAAAAAAAAAAAA
Messenger RNA from Pistacia vera, 1001 nucleotides. RefSeq lists its product as uncharacterized. The transcript has a single exon. The coding region runs from base 170 to 718 and encodes 182 amino acids. The record is from RefSeq and is a predicted model, not a curated record. Lineage: Eukaryota; Viridiplantae; Streptophyta; Magnoliopsida; Sapindales; Anacardiaceae.